Cyclopterus lumpus (lumpfish) is the source of this 1991-nucleotide messenger RNA. It is a transcript of the gene ik, whose product is annotated as IK cytokine. Gene Ontology annotation, biological process: mRNA splicing, via spliceosome. The record is from RefSeq and is a predicted model, not a curated record. Lineage: Eukaryota; Metazoa; Chordata; Actinopteri; Perciformes; Cyclopteridae. The transcript is spliced from 20 exons. Gene Ontology annotation, cellular component: nucleus. Bases 178 to 1872 code for a protein of 564 amino acids.
AGUAAAUAGGAAACAUCCGGUAGCAUCACAGAGAGAGAAGAUCCGGUGAGGGAGCUAACCGACUAGCAGCGCAGCUAAAGCCUAAAACACCAGAUUCUGAGCUGGGAAGCAGCUCGUCUUCACCCCGAAGCAGCGCAGCGACGCCCUGCCGCAAAGCAGCUACGCGACGCCGCAAAUAUGCCGGAAACUGAGAGUUACUCCAACCCUUUGGCCCCUGAGGGCCACGAGCUGGACGACCACAGAGCGGCUGCUCAGUCCAAACUAACCAAUGACGACUUCAGGAAGCUGCUGAUGACGCCGAGGGCCACGCCCUCGUCUGCCCCACCCUCCAAGUCCAGACACCAUGAAAUGCCGAGGGAUUACAACGAGGACGAGGAUCCUGCAGCGAGGAGGAGGAAGAAGAAGAGUUACUAUGCUAAGCUACGUCAGCAGGAGAUGGAGCGCGAGAGAGAGCUGGCUGAGAAGUACCGCGACCGAGCGAGAGAGAGACGAGACGGAGUCAACAAAGACUACGAAGAGACCGAGCUGAUUAGCACCACCGCUAACUACAGAGCUGUAGGACCCACCGCUGAGGCAGACAAGUCGGCAGCAGAGAAGCGGCGUCAGCUGAUCCAGGAGUCUAAGUUUCUGGGAGGUGACAUGGAGCACACUCACCUGGUGAAAGGGCUCGACUUUGCUCUGCUGCAGAAGGUGAGAGCUGAAAUCACCAGUAAAGAGAAAGAAGAAGAAGAUAUGAUGGAGAAAGUGCAGAAAGAGGCAAAGAAAGACGUGGAGCCGGAAGAGAAGAUCGAGUUUAAGACUCGUCUUGGCAGGAACAUCUACCGCGUGGUGUUCAGGACGGGCGGCGUGGAGAGGAACGAGCUCUUCCUCCCGGGCAGGAUGGCCUACGUGGUGGACCUGGACGACGAGUUCACCGACACCGACAUCCCCACCACGCUGAUCCGCAGCAAGGCCGACUGCCCCAGCAUGGAGGCUCAGACGACUCUCACCACAAACGACAUUGUGAUCUCCAAGCUGACUCAGAUCCUGUCUUACCUCAGACAGGGGACCCGGCACAAGAAGGUCAAGAAGAAGGACAAAGGAAAACUGGACGAUAAAAGGGCUCCUGAAGCUGAUCUCAGUAUCUUUGAGGACAUUGGGGACUACAUCCCGUCCUCCACCUCGUCAUCCAAACCUCCUAAAGACAAGGACAGACACCGGGAGAAGGAGAGGGAGAAGGAGAAGGAGAGGGAGAGGGAGAAGGAAAGAGAGAAGGAGAAGGAGAGGGAGAGGGAGAAGGAGAAGGAGAGGGAGAGGGAGAGGGAGGAAGACAGCAAGAGCAGGAGACACAGUUACUUUGAGAAGCCUCGAGGAGACGAACACCAGGUGCUGGAGGUGGAUGAUGGUCCUGGAUCAGUUAGAGACCAGAUCAAGAUCAUCAAUGAGAAGUUUGCAGGAGCAGCAGGCAGCCAAUGGCCGGGCCAGGAGCCUGGUUCUCAGAGGAGAGACGGUAAAGAGCAACUGGGAGAUUUCUUUGGAGGAUCCAACUCGUAUGCAGAGUGUUACCCUGCUACGAUGGACGACCUGGCUGUGGACAGCGAUGAGGAGGUGGACUACAGUAAGAUGGACCAGGGCAAUAAGAAGGGGCCUCUGGGUCGCUGGGACUUUGACACUCAGGAGGAAUAUUCAGAUUAUAUGAACAACAAGGAGGCGCUGCCAAAGGCUGCCUUCCAGUACGGCAUCAAGAUGUCUGAGGGCAGAAAGACUCGCCGCUUCAAAGAGACCAAUGAGAAGGCAGAACUGGACCGCCAGUGGAAGAAGAUCAGUGCUAUCAUAGAGAAGAGGAAGAAGAUGGAGGCUGACGGGGUCGACAUCAAGAGGCCCAAAUACUGAAGACUCCUCUCUUUUGCUCGGCUACAUGAUCAAUAGUGAUCAGUUAUUGACCCAAGAUGUGAUUAUUUGUUUUAAGCGUCUGUGGUUUUAGUUUCAUUAAAACAUGUUCAAUAACUUGA